AUGGCAGCAACCUCAUCGGAGACACCUCCUCCUCCUCUUCACCUCAAACAGGACACAAACGUUGUUAUGGGUUCUUCUUCUCCUUUGUUCAGCCCAUCCUCCGAUAAACGUUUCUGGAGCACUCUCCAGAGCAGGAUUGACACGCUUCUUGAUGGUGAUAAUCCCUCUACUCACACCCGUAUGGUUAGUAAUGAACAAGGAAACCAGUUGAAGGAAGAUUCCUUGUUACUGAUCAGAGGUUUUGACUCAGUUGCCCAAACACUUUCUCUGUUGUCUAAUAAUUUGGACAAUGCUCUACAGGGUGCCAGAGAAUUAGCUCAUCCACCCACUUUAACUGAUAUAUUCCACAGCAAAUUUAAUAAGGCAGAAAACAAAGAAGAAGAGGAUUCAGGAGAGCAACAGAAAGUGGAGGAGUCAAAGCAAGGAACAAAAAGGAAAUGUGAUCACAAUGAUUUCUCCGAAGAAGUUGGCAUUCACUCACAAACGGAGAAUGGGCAAAAAAUGCAAUAUAGGAACAUUAAGAAAGCAAAAAAUCUUGCAGUUUCAAUGGCAACAAAAGCAGCUUCACUUGCAAGAGAAUUGAAGUGUGUUAAGUCAGAUCUAUGUUUUAUGCAAGAAAGAUGUGGUUUGCUUGAAGAGGAGAACAGGAGACUGCGUGAUGGAUUUGAAAAGGGAGUUAGGCCUGAGGAAGAUGAUCUGGUGAGGCUUCAGCUGGAAGCCCUUCUUGCUGAAAAGUCCAGAUUGGCCAAUGAAAAUGCAAAUCUCGUUAGAGAAAAUCAAUGCCUUCACCAGCUUGUGGAGUACCACCAACUUGCCUCCCAAGAUCUAUCAGAAUCGUAUGAGCAUGUUAUCCCGGGAAUGUACUUAGACUUCUCAUCUCCACCGCCGACAAUUGCUGAAGAUGGCGAUGAUGACAAAAAUUGAGAACCAAACACAACCCGGAACGAUGUCUACAAGUUUUCUACUACUUCACUUGAUGAUGGAGAAGAGUAA
Messenger RNA from Gastrolobium bilobum, 993 nucleotides. RefSeq lists its product as uncharacterized. NCBI's taxonomy places the organism in Eukaryota, Viridiplantae, Streptophyta, Magnoliopsida, Fabales, Fabaceae. The record is from RefSeq and is a predicted model, not a curated record.